Messenger RNA from Desarmillaria tabescens, 880 nucleotides. RefSeq lists its product as uncharacterized. The record is from RefSeq and is a predicted model, not a curated record. The coding region runs from base 279 to 863 and encodes 194 amino acids. NCBI's taxonomy places the organism in Eukaryota, Fungi, Basidiomycota, Agaricomycetes, Agaricales, Physalacriaceae. The transcript has 4 exons.
UACAUGACCAAAUUCUCAACUAUUACGGUCAGCGGGAUGCAAGAACCGAUCGGGGUGAAUCUAUCUACGGAAGCAAUCAUGUAAAUGAGCCGCGCACCGUUCCGUUCAAGAUAGCGAACUCCUUGCUAUUCUAUGCGCCGAUCAAACACUAUACUUCUCUGGACAAGGUCUGGGUGGAUAGGCUUAUUUCAAAGGGGCCGUGGCAGCGUCUCAUAGAUCAGAUUACGGAUAAAUGGCAACAACACGUCGGACUGGCUACAAUUCUUCUCGCAGUUAACAUGGCUUUUCUCGCUAUACCUUCCGUCGACGAGAUGGGCGCAGGUCAACAGCACCAUUUUUUGGUACAGGUCCUGUGCUAUUUGUCUGUCGCAAGUAGCAUGGGAACUAUCAUCAUCGGCCUUCUACUCAUGAGCCACCAUAAUGCCAUGAAAUAUGUCGGCGUUGACGUUGUGACAUCUUUUCUUGAGCGGCAUUGGCAGAUGAGACUAGGGUUUGAACGAUUGUCGAUCGUGUAUAGCAUCCCCUAUGCACUUCUUAUGUGGGGGAUGGUAUCUUUUCUAGCAUCAUUCUUUUUGAUGUGCUUGGAAUCUUCCAACCCCACUUUAUUGAAGGUUUUCGUGAUAUUAGCGCUCCUUCUGGGAACCGUACUUUGUCUGUGGUGCAUAUACUUGUUCUGGGAGGGAAGCGACGAGUGGAUACAGCGAUGCUUUGAGCUGCAGCAAAGGUCUCUUUCCAGUUUAAAGGAUAGGCUGCGUUCAAUCCUGUCGUAUGAUCACAUCCGCCGAUUCCGAGAUAAAAUCCGAAGGGCUGCCCGUCGAACGACGGAAAGUAUCUUACCUACUACCGCUGACGGAGUGGUAUGAGCUGACGAUAAAACAAA